AUGGUGAUAAAGGAUUAUGAGAUCCCAGGCCCAGAUAAAGGACCAGAACUAGGAUCUCGAUGGAAGCUCGCAUUUGAUGGUUCCUCCAAUUACAGUGGUCAUCGUGUGGUAGCUGUUUUGAUGAAUCCAAAUGGUGGCUUUACCCCUUUCACAACAAGGUUAUGCUUUGAUUGUACGAAUAAUGUCGCAGAGUAUGAAGCUUGUAUCCUUGGUAUUGAAGCCGCAUUUGAUCUUCGAAUCAAGAUCCUUGAGGUGCAUGGAGACUCAACCUUGGUGAUCUAUCAGGUCAAAGGAGAAUGGGAAACUCGUUAUGCAAAGUUGAUCCCAUAUCGUGCUCAUGUUGUAAAGAUGAUAAAAUACUUUUACAAUAUCACUUUCCAUUACAUCCCAAGAGUAGAAAAUCAAGUGGCUGACGCUUUGGCAACAUUAGCAUCAAUGUACCAAGUCAGAUUCCGUAAUGAAGCUCCACUUAUUCGAAUCGAGCGAAGAGAUGAGCCUGCUUACUAUCAACAAAUUGAGGAAGAAACUGAUGGUAAACCAUGGUGUCAUGAUAUCAAGCGUUAUCUUAUAAGUCAAGAGUAUCCAGAAGAUGCUACAUUGUUGGAUAAGAAAACACUGAGGAGGUUAUCAUCCAAAUUCUUUUUGAGUAAUGAUGUCAUGUCUGAACCUAUUCUUGAAGAACUUUUUCUUUGA
Lathyrus oleraceus (garden pea) is the source of this 693-nucleotide messenger RNA. RefSeq lists its product as uncharacterized. The record is from RefSeq and is a predicted model, not a curated record. NCBI's taxonomy places the organism in Eukaryota, Viridiplantae, Streptophyta, Magnoliopsida, Fabales, Fabaceae. Gene Ontology annotation, molecular function: nucleic acid binding; RNA-DNA hybrid ribonuclease activity. The transcript is spliced from 2 exons. The coding region runs from base 1 to 693 and encodes 230 amino acids.